CCGACACAGACUUGAUGCCUCCAGUCGGGAAAGGGGACCAUAAAUGGAGCCCUAGCAGAUGGUAAUGAGGCGAAAUGCAAGUGAAAUACCUUUCUACUUAAGCUGCCGAGCUCCAGGAUUCACAGCCCCGACACAGCGAGCGCCCUCACUUGCGUACCUGUAUAACAAAGCAUACUCGAUUGAAGAAAAUGGGCAGCCUCACGCCUUCCUCUCUCAAUGGCGUGGCAGCCACGAACGGAGAAGGAAAGCAAGUCAAUGGCGGCAAGCUCUCACGCUCCGUCGAAGCACGAGCCGAUCGCAACGGCGCAACCAAAAUUGCGACUGUUCCUUCGCAGUUGAGGAACCUGUACUCCGACAACGCGAUCCUCAAACUUUGGAAGACGGCGACUGAGCACCUUGGACGGAAGAAUCCCCCGGAAACCUUCCCCGAAACCGUGCCGCAGUCUGGACCCGAUUUCGGGGUGUAUCAAUAUCGUGACGCCGAGUUCUGGACAUGCGGGUUCUUCCCGGGGAGCCUGUACUGCCUUUUGGAGAGGUCGAUCAAGUACCCCCAGCAUUUUCUCAAGGGCGGCGGCGACGGCAAUGACACCGUCACCGCAGAGUCGCGACAACAGCUCCGGGAGGGCCUUCUCCAAGUGUGCCGCGACUGGGCGCAGCCGCUGCACCAAAUGGCAUACAGAACCGACACCCACGAUAUUGGGUUCAUAGUUGAGCCGGCGCUGAGGCGUGACUACGAGCUGACGGGGAAUGUAAAGAGCCUGGAAUCAAUUCUGACCGCAGCCGAGAGUCUGGCGAGUCGCUACAACGAGAAGACUUUGGCCAUCAGAAGCUGGGACACCUUCGUGAACAAUUGCCACGGGUUCUCAAGCAAAGAAGGAUGCUUUCUUGUCAUCAUCGACAGCAUGUGCAACCUUGACCUGCUGUACUACGCUGGGCACCAUGCUUCGUCGCAACGACUCAUCGACAUCGCCACGACGCAUGCACACACUGUGCGGGAAACGCAUCUGCGGGAGCUACCGUCCGAAGACUCCAUGUAUACUCAAUAUUCGACCUGUCACGUCGCCAACCUCUGCCCGGAAACGGGCAAGGUGUCGCAGCGCCUCACAGCGCAGGGCUACGCAGACGACUCCACGUGGGCAAGAGGGCAAGCUUGGGGAAUCUUGGGUUAUGCGCAAACAUACAACUGGACCAAGGACCCCGUAUUUCUUGCGACGGCCUGCGGUCUGGCCGAGCAUUUCAUCAAGCGCAUGGAGUCAGCGCCAUCGUCAGUCGAGGUGACCCUGGAGAACGGCACCAAGACUGGACGCUAUGUUCCUCUGUGGGACUUUGAUGCCCCCAUUGAUGAGAGCGACCCUCUGCGGGACAGCUCCGCCGGCAUGAUUGCUGCAAAUGGCCUGUUGUUGCUUCACAGCUCGUUGAAUGCCGUGGGUGAUGCGGCAGGCGCCCGCAGGUUUUUUGAUGCGGCAAUUCGCAUUGUCAAGGAGACGCUCGAGCUGUGCUAUAGCACCGACGAGCUGAGGCUGGUCGUCAGGGAUGGAGAGGAUGGGCGGGCAACCAUUGCCGCUGAACACGAGGGUGGUGGGGGUGGCUCGUCCGAACCACCAUUCGAUGCGAUAUUGAAGCGUGCCACUGCCAACUUCAACCGGGACUGGACGGACAAGUACGCGAACCAUGGGCUUGUGUAUGGAGACUACUAUCUUCUCGAAUUCGGCAAUAGACUGCUGCAGGCGGGUAUAUGCUGAGUGGAAUGAGAGGCAGCCUCUCAUUCGCAUUCAACGUGGGAGAAGCAGACAUUGGCAUCAAUCAUAGAUUCUUUAGACGGGCCAGUUUCUAUGGUCUACUUUGUAC
Messenger RNA from Purpureocillium takamizusanense, 1848 nucleotides. RefSeq lists its product as uncharacterized. The coding region runs from base 189 to 1742 and encodes 517 amino acids. Lineage: Eukaryota; Fungi; Ascomycota; Sordariomycetes; Hypocreales; Ophiocordycipitaceae. Gene Ontology annotation, biological process: polysaccharide catabolic process. The record is from RefSeq and is a predicted model, not a curated record. The transcript is spliced from 3 exons. Gene Ontology annotation, molecular function: chondroitin hydrolase activity.